This is a messenger RNA of Anopheles funestus (African malaria mosquito), 1700 nucleotides long. RefSeq names its product zinc finger protein 235-like. The record is from RefSeq and is a predicted model, not a curated record. The transcript has 4 exons. Gene Ontology annotation, biological process: regulation of transcription by RNA polymerase II. The coding region runs from base 370 to 1578 and encodes 402 amino acids. Gene Ontology annotation, cellular component: nucleus. Lineage: Eukaryota; Metazoa; Arthropoda; Insecta; Diptera; Culicidae. Gene Ontology annotation, molecular function: RNA polymerase II transcription regulatory region sequence-specific DNA binding; zinc ion binding; DNA-binding transcription factor activity, RNA polymerase II-specific.
GUAAAGUGGAGAAUCAGCCAGAGAAACAAAUCUUUUAGUACUGAAAUUUUCAAAUCCCACUGUGAUUUUAGUUGAAGUGCGAUAUGUGAGAAAACGUAUCGGUACAAAUCGUUGUUACAAUCGCAAAUGAAGAAGCAGCACUGCAAAAUGGAUUAUCUAUGAUCUGGUUUUGCGAAUAUACCACUGAUAAAGGUUUAACUUAACCGCUCAAAAGGAAGCAAUUUGAAAUCGCUUGAAGCUGUGUUCUAGAAAGCUUGUUGCCUGGCAUACCUCUGUGUAGUCCUUCUAUUCGAAAUGUCUGUAGUCGAAGUUGACAUCUGGUAAAAAAACAACAGUUUCUCCUGUAAACAAGCGUUGUGUACGUACAAAAUGGGUAAAAAACGGCGCGAUAUAAACAGCAUUUGCCGUUUAUGUUUGUGCGAGGAUGAAAAUAUUCUGUUUCCUGCCACUAAAUUCACCGAUGCCACACUGACCGUCGAUGAUAUAGAGCGAUUUACCGGAAUACGGGUUAUAUCGAGGAAAAGCACACCCUAUGCUGUUUGCAUCGACUGUAAGAACAAAUUGAAAAAAAUAAAAAAUUAUCGAUCAUCCUGUUUGAGGAAUGAUGCCAAGUUUAGGAGACUGUUUGCGGUGGCGGUUGUGGAUAUUACAGAAGCGACAGCAGAUUCUGUAAACACACAACUUGCCACUGAUGUGUGUAAUGGUAUCACUCCCAGCGUCACCAUCGCCGAUGACAAUAUGACAUGUAUGGCCAUUGAUGAAACGAUAGAAAUCACAGAAAUCGAAGAAAAUUCAUGUGAUUCCUUAACGGGUGCAGAUAAAGAAACGUAUAUACAAGAACCUCCGGAUAGAAAUGAAUCUCCAUUCGAGACUACAGAUCAGCCGGACACACCGAGACGUCCAUUUUGGCUAACCUCUAUCAACAAUGCUACUGCUACAGCCCCAACUAACGAAGUGAAGAAGCCAAAGGAACUGUGUAUGGAGUGUGGCAAAUUGGUAUCAUCCUUAGCACCACACAUGCUGACACAUACGAAAGAAUUAAAUUUUGCUUGCGAGUAUUGUUCGAAGAAAUAUAGCAGAAAAUCGUACCUAAAGCAACACGUGCUAUGUGUACACUUGAAAAAGAUCGUAAAGACAUGCAAAAUAUGCGAUAAAGGGUUCAGUUACUUUGACUCCUACGUAGCCCAUAUGCGAGCAAAACAUAAUUUCGGAGAACCGUUUGAAUGUAAAGUAUGUAAUCUGAAAUUUCGACAUCGAGGUGGGUUAAGAAACCACACGAAUCGGAAGCACAACAUUGCGAGCAACUGCGAAUGUUCGAUUUGCGGCAUGAAGUUCCUAGACAAGAAGGGUCUAAAGAAUCACGGCAAAGUACAUUCGGAUGAGCAACCGUUUGCUUGCCAUUAUUGCCCGAAGCGAUUCAAAUGUCCUAAGUCUCGAAAGACGCAUCAUCUGAUUCACGAGGGUGUUAAGUUUCCUUGCACGUUGUGUGAUAAAAUUUACGCAUACAAAACAUUGCUUAAUUCGCACAUAAGAAAAGCACACACAACAGAAGAUACUGCUAGUGUGGAAAAUUCCUAAUUCCAAUUGUAAUUUUCUUUUGUUUUCUUAUUUGUUGCUUUGCGUUCUGGAAAAUAAAUGAUUUAAACCAAAAAUCAUUGCUCGUAAAUUUCAUUCCUAGGAUAAUCGGCACAUACUGAGGA